This is a messenger RNA of Giardia duodenalis, 792 nucleotides long. RefSeq lists its product as uncharacterized. The coding region runs from base 1 to 792 and encodes 263 amino acids. Lineage: Eukaryota; Fornicata; Diplomonadida; Hexamitidae. The transcript has a single exon. The record is from RefSeq and is a predicted model, not a curated record.
AUGAAAGCCAGAGCUAUAGACCAAUUACAGGCCAACAUCCAUUGGAAGCAGUCCUAUCAGAAUAGGAAAGAGCUUGAGGAGCUCACUACGGGGAGGACAGGUGUCUCAUUCAUAGCGGCCAGACUAAACAACAGAGCCCCAGAAAACUUAAACAUAUCUGCCAUAGGGUAUCAAAGACGUGCUUUGAGUCCGCGCCGUAGCCUCAGUAAGUCAUCUCCGCAAUCAAGCAUUCUGGCUCCAGAUAGCCUUCGGUUCCUUUUCGAAGAAAGCCCCCAGCAAGUGCCCACGAGGAUGAAGCCACAGGAGCUUCCACGUGCAAAUGGUAACUCAAUGACAAGGGAGGAGAUAAGCCAGGCCAUGAGCAGGAUUCGUGCAAGGAGAGCGGCUAGCCUGAACAAAACAUAUACUCUUGAUGGGAGCCCAUGUACCUUGAUUACCUUCAAUUCCCAUCUGAAGGACGAAGAUGUUGAUAAACUUAACGUGUCUCUCCAAACCAGGGGUGCCGGCACUUCCAUAGAUGGUGGCUGCAUGCGAGGAGGUGCACUAUCAACCGUUCUUCGUGAGAUUGACCAGAUUCCAGACCAGGAGCUCCUUUGUGAGUCCCCUCGUGACCCAAUAUCUGGCUGUGUGGACACGGCUUUCAGAAGUUACAGCAGAGGAAGCUCUACAGCAGCGCCCACUCGACCGCAGGCACAGCUGGGGUUUUCUACUAUGUCACUUAAGCCAUUCUUCGGAGAGUCUAUGUGCCUAAACCACGCAGCAGCCCGCCACAGAGCGAAGGCUAUUGCUUGA